Molecule: messenger RNA, 2300 nt
Organism: Sitophilus oryzae (rice weevil)
Lineage: Eukaryota; Metazoa; Arthropoda; Insecta; Coleoptera; Curculionidae
Gene: cactin
Product: cactin
Exons: 4
Coding region: 101-2164 (687 amino acids)
Biological process (GO): mRNA cis splicing, via spliceosome
Cellular component (GO): spliceosomal complex; cytoplasm
Molecular function (GO): protein binding
Source: RefSeq, a predicted model, not a curated record
ACAGACAUGACAGAUGACAUAACCUAAUUUUUAAAGACUGUUUACUGUCGUAAAAUUUUGAUCAGAGGUUUUAUCCUUUUAAUCGUUCUUGAAGGUAAAUAUGCCAAGAUCACGAUCUAGAGAUGGUAAAGAACGUUCUUCACGAUCAAAACACAGUCAUAAAAAGGCAUCUAGGUCUCCAAGCUACGAGAGGAAAAAAUCUAAGAGCAAAAGACGCUCGAGUUCGUCUACAAGUUCUAAAAGACGAGAUUUUAAAUAUGUAAGUAAGAAUCGUAAGCGACAUGAUUCAGACAGUGAUUCUUCAAACAGUAGUAGUUCUUCAGACAGUUCUAGUAGUUCACAAAAUUCAUUAAAACUAUUAGAGAAGCUUGAGAAAGAUAGAAUAAGAAAUCUUGAAGAGAAAAAGAGACAAAAGGAACUAUUAAAAGCAACUGAGACAGCAGAGGAGAAACGUUUGCGUAGAUUAAAGAAGAAGGAAGAGAAAGAACGCAAGAGAAAGGAAAGAAUGGGCUGGGAUAAUGAAUAUUUACAUUAUACCAAUAGUGACAAUCCUUUCGGUGAUGGUAACUUAUUAUCAAGCUUUGUUUGGACAAAAAAGUUAGCUAAAGAAGGCCUGACAAAUGCUAGUCAUGAAGAAUUGGAGGCAAGAAAUAGAUUCAAACAAGAGGAAAACAAAAGAGAACUGGAAAAGGUGAAGAAAAGAAGGCAAGAGCGUGAAUUAGAUAGACAAAGAAGAGAUGAAGAGAACCAGCUCUUGCAAAGGAGCAAAGAGGCAGCCCAGUUUGAAGAAUGGGAAAGACAAGAAGAUCAAUUUCAUUUAGAACAAGCCAGAUUAAGAAGUCAUAUUCGGAUCCAGGAUGGUAGAGCAAAGCCUAUUGAUCUUCUUGCAAAAUAUAUCAGUGCAGAGGAAGAAGUAGAUGCUGUGGAAAUGCACGAACCAUACACAUAUCUUAAUGGACUUCAUAUAAAAGAUUUGGAGGAUCUUGUUGAGGAUAUUAAAGUCUAUAAAGAACUGGAAAGAGGAAAGAAUUUAGAUUAUUGGAAUGAUAUUACAGUUAUUGUUGAAGAUGAGUUACAAAAAAUGAGAAAGAUUCAAAAGGAACAGGACUUUGAUGCUGGGGUUGGUAGAAGAGAAGGUAUAAAUCAAGCAGUAGCUCAAGAUGUUACAUCAGUUUUUAAAGGCAAAACAGCCAUUCAGUUGGCAGCCCUUCAAAAACAAAUUGAAAGUAAAAUUUCUGGUAAAGCAGAUGGAAUCGAUAUCGGUUAUUGGGAAUCUUUAUUGUCCCAACUUAAAGCUCACAUGGCCAGGGCAAGACUUAGAGACAGGCAUCAGGAAAGUUUGAAAAGGAAACUACAAGUUUUAAAAGCCGAACAGGCGGUUGCUUUGCCUGAAAACAACCAGAAUAUUGAAAGUACUAAACAUAGCGAUAAUGAGAAACCCAGUACCUCCCAAGAGUCUACAGAAGAUAGCCAAAGUGAUACAGAAGCUAAUGAGAAUGCUGCAAAUGAUAUUUUGAAUGAAUGCUUUAUUUUAUAUCAAAAUGGAGGGUACAGUCCUAAAUUAUUAAGUCCUGACGAGAUUGAACCAGGCACUAUAGUAGUGACAGAAGAGGAUGACACAAACAGACUGGAGUUUGCAAGAAUGCAGGUAACAGCCAAAGGCAAAAAAGUUGAGAAUGUUAUAACGAAAGAAGAACUUCUACUACAAAAAGAGGCAAGAAAAGGAAUGGGAGAAGAUGAGGCCCAGUUUAGUGUGGAACAAGCUUUAGAUAAUCAAGUAUAUCUUUGGUCAGACAAGUACAGACCGCGUAAACCCAGGUACUUCAACAGAGUACACACAGGUUUUGAAUGGAACAAGUACAAUCAAACUCAUUAUGACAUGGAUAAUCCACCUCCAAAAAUUGUACAAGGCUACAAGUUUAAUAUAUUUUAUCCAGACUUGAUUGAUAAGAAUUGUACUCCAGAAUAUUUUUUGACUCCUUGUCCAGAUAAUAAAGAAUUUGCCAUUUUGAAAUUCCAUGCCGGACCGCCCUAUGAGGACAUUGCAUUUAAGAUAGUUAAUAGGGAGUGGGAAUAUUCAUAUAAAAGAGGUUUUAGAUGUCAGUUUCAUAAUAAUAUAUUUCAGUUAUGGUUUCACUUUAAAAGAUAUAGAUACAGAAGGUAAAACUUUGAUUGCUUUAAUUUAUCUAUAUUUAAGAGUUGUAAACAUAUUAAUUUUAAGAUAAAACUGUAUUUUAUUUAUCUUUCUAUCAGUACUUUUUUUGUAUUACAGGAAAUAAAACUCUAUGAUUUAUGUUUAA